This is a messenger RNA of Toxorhynchites rutilus septentrionalis, 1257 nucleotides long. RefSeq names its product AP-1 complex subunit mu-1-like. Lineage: Eukaryota; Metazoa; Arthropoda; Insecta; Diptera; Culicidae. Gene Ontology annotation, cellular component: clathrin-coated vesicle; clathrin adaptor complex. Gene Ontology annotation, biological process: intracellular protein transport; vesicle-mediated transport. The transcript is spliced from 3 exons. Bases 4 to 1242 code for a protein of 412 amino acids. The record is from RefSeq and is a predicted model, not a curated record. Gene Ontology annotation, molecular function: clathrin-cargo adaptor activity.
AAGAUGUCCUCGUCGGCGAUAUUUAUUUUGGAUGCUAAAGGGAAGGUUCUAAUCUCCCGCAACUAUCGUGGACAUAUCGACAUGAGUGUCAUCGAUAAAUUCAUGCCGCUAUUGAUGGAGAAGGAAGAGGAAGGUCUUAUUACUCCCAUCCUGCAAACACCCGAAUGCACAUUUGCGUAUGUUAAGACCAAUAAUCUGUAUCUGGUUUCGGUGACUCGCAGCAAUGCCAAUAUUGCACUGGUCUUUGUGUUUCUGCACAAAGUGGUGACGGUUUUCACCGAGUACUUCAAGGAACUCGAGGAGGAGAGCAUUCGGGACAAUUUCGUUGUCAUCUAUGAGCUUCUGGAUGAGCUGAUUGAUUUUGGUUAUCCGCAAACAACAGACAGCAAGAUUCUUCAGGAGUAUAUCACUCAGGAGGGCCAUAAGCUGGAGAUUCAGCCACGGAUUCCGAUGGCAGUGACGAACGCGGUUUCCUGGCGCUCCGAAGGGAUCAAAUACAGGAAGAACGAAGUCUUCCUGGAUGUUAUAGAGAGUGUUAAUCUGUUGGCAAACGCCAAUGGAAACGUGCUGCGCAGUGAAAUUGUUGGGGCCAUCAAAAUGCGUGUGUAUCUUUCUGGAAUGCCGGAACUGCGGCUCGGAUUGAACGAUAAGGUUCUGUUCGAGAGCACUGGCCGUGGCAAAUCCAAAUCGGUCGAGCUGGAGGACGUAAAGUUUCACCAGUGUGUGAGGCUGUCUCGUUUCGAGAAUGAUCGAACCAUUUCAUUCAUUCCACCGGACGGCGAGUUCGAACUGAUGUCGUACCGACUCAAUACCCAUGUGAAACCGCUGAUUUGGAUCGAAUCGGUGAUCGAACGCCACGCCCAUAGCCGGGUGGAGUACAUGAUAAAGGCGAAGUCGCAGUUCAAGCGGCGCUCGACGGCGAACAACGUUGAGAUAGUCAUUCCGGUGCCGGCUGAUGCCGAUUCGCCCAAGUUUAAGACCACGAUAGGGAGCGUUAAGUACGCUCCGGAGCAGAAUGCGAUCACGUGGACCAUUAAGUCGUUCCCGGGUGGAAAGGAAUAUUUGAUGCGUGCUCAUUUUGGACUUCCCAGCGUAGAGUGUGAGGACACAGAAGGCAAGCCACCGAUUCAAGUGAAGUUCGAGAUUCCAUACUUCACCACGUCUGGAAUUCAGGUGAAUAUUUUUGAACAACAUAAUACGAGAGGCUUCGGGUUUCUCGUAUUAAUUAAAAACAAACAUUAAUCAUUGAACACAGUG